AUGUCGGUAGGACGUCGUACGGCACCUGGUCCCGACAGGAUAAGAUCUGAACAUCUGAAGAAUCUUCUGAAGAAGUGGAAGACCAGCAAGACCGUGUUGUUGUAUAAGAAGGGAGAUCCACAUGACAUCAGCAACUAUCGCCCAAUCUGCUUACUAUCCGUAAUCUACAAGCUCUUUAUAAGCGAGAUCCUUAAUAGGAUUGAAAAGUCUUAG
Necator americanus (New World hookworm) is the source of this 213-nucleotide messenger RNA. RefSeq lists its product as uncharacterized. The record is from RefSeq and is a predicted model, not a curated record. Lineage: Eukaryota; Metazoa; Nematoda; Chromadorea; Rhabditida; Ancylostomatidae. Bases 1 to 213 code for a protein of 70 amino acids. The transcript has a single exon.